CAAAUCAAAAGAUUUCUCCCUACAUGAAACUAGGAAUUGCCAGCUCCCACUUUAAGCCAGCCAGAGACCUUACGACACCGUAUUUGUAGUCCAGAAAUAGACAUAUCACUUUCUCUACUGGUCGCGCACUUUGACACAUAAGUGUGCCAUUAGCAUUAGCAACACUCUUCACAAUUUCACAAUAAUCUGCCCUUUCCCACUAAAAAUUUCUCCCCCAAAAUGAACUUCUUCAAAUCUGUAUUCUCAGACGAAUCCGACUCUCCAAAAUCCGGAUUCGAAUCCAAUAAUAACCAAUCACACGCCGACUCCGAUCCCACCUCCCCACCCACUCCACAACCAAAUCCUAGCGAUCAUGAUUCCACUGGAUGGAGCUUUGGUGGCCUAAUCAAAACCCUAACAACCAAAUCCGAAUCCGUAAUCGAUAUCUACCGUCGCGAUUUAAAAGAAUUCGGCUCGGGUUUGAAAAAGGAGAUCGAGGUGGCCCAUGGAUCUCUUGAAACUGUGGGUCACGCGAUCGAUGAGAUUGGUACCUCCGUUCUUAAAGGUACGGCCCAGAUCAUUUCUCAAGGUAAGGAUGCAAUAUUGGCCGUUGAUCAUGAAUCCGAUUCCUCCGAUAAUAAUAAUAAUGAGAGAAGUAUUUCAAGUCAACAGAAUUUGAAUUCGAAACCCUAUAGUCGUUUUGAUGCUCAAGUAAGGUUAAUUCAAGGUGAUGUGAGUACGUAUUGUGAGGAGCCUGAGGAUUUGGAUGAUUAUAAGAAAUGGAAGUUAGGGUUUGUUUUGGAAGAGAAAAGAGAGGAUUUUGAAAGCUUGAUUCGGGAGAAUAGUGCUAUUGAGAGUGUUUACAAAAGGGUUGUGCCCACUGGUGUUGAUGAAGAGACUUUUUGGUGCAGGUAUUGUUAUAAGGUUUUUAAGCUUAAACAAGCUGAAGAUUUGAGAGCUAAUCUUGUUAAGCGAGCGAUCUCAGCAGAAGAGGAGGAUUUGAGUUGGGAUGUUGAUGAUGAUGAUGAUGAUGAGCCUGUUAGUUUGAAGAAAAAUGAGGAUUUGGGUCGUAAGAAUGGGGAAGUUGUUAAGAGUGGUGAAAUUAAUAAGAUGGAUGAUAGAGAGUUUGAACAAUCAUUGAAUGUGAAGGAGAAGGAGGAUGAAAUAUAUGGGGAGGAAGCAAAGGAAGAGAGGGCAGUGAGUAGUAGUGACAAUGUAGCUAGUGAGACAGUGGAUUUGGACAAGAGUAAGGAAGUAAGUGUGUCAAAGUCCGAUGAGAAAGCAGGAUCAGAAGGAAAGGCUGAUAAUGGAGAGUCAUCUAAAGAUAGUGAUUUUUCGGUUAUAUCAAGCCACCCCUCGAUGCCAGAGGAGGAAGAUCUUGGGUGGGAUGAGAUUGAGGAUCUGAGCAGUAUUGAUGAGAAGAAAGCAACUUAUAGUGGAAGUCCCAAUAAGGCUGAUUUGCGGAGGCGGUUGAGUGCUGCAGAAGAAGAGGAGGAUUUGAGCUGGGAUAUUGAAGAUGAUGAUGAGCCAGUUAAAGCUUGAGGCGAUUGUUUAAGUUUAUAACUAGACAUUUGUUUUCAUUGUCUGUCUCCUCCAUCUUUGUUUAUCUAAAUUUACACAAAUUAAGGAGGAACUUCUUCUUUCUUUUCCCCCCUUCAUUUCUAUGUACACUUUAAAGUGCAAAUAUUAUCUUUUAUUGUACCCUGAAGUUGAAACAAAUGUGUUUAUAAUAAUAUUUCAUUUUGUUAA
Molecule: messenger RNA, 1728 nt
Organism: Ricinus communis (castor bean)
Lineage: Eukaryota; Viridiplantae; Streptophyta; Magnoliopsida; Malpighiales; Euphorbiaceae
Product: BSD domain-containing protein 1
Exons: 1
Coding region: 220-1521 (433 amino acids)
Cellular component (GO): cytoplasm
Source: RefSeq, a predicted model, not a curated record